Messenger RNA from Tilletiopsis washingtonensis, 1603 nucleotides. Its product is annotated as LIP-domain-containing protein. The transcript has 10 exons. NCBI's taxonomy places the organism in Eukaryota, Fungi, Basidiomycota, Exobasidiomycetes, Entylomatales. The coding region runs from base 137 to 1555 and encodes 472 amino acids. Gene Ontology annotation, molecular function: triacylglycerol lipase activity. The record is from RefSeq and is a predicted model, not a curated record. Gene Ontology annotation, biological process: lipid catabolic process.
CCGCGGUCUAGGUCUGCCAGUUGCCCCAUAAGAAGACGGCUGCUCAUGCUCGCAGCUGCUCUCCCCAACCCGGACUUGCUCGCUGCUCAAGCUGCUCACCUUUGCUGGACCUGUGGACCCCUGAUAGACGGACACGAUGCGUUUCUCCUCCCUUCCUCCCUCCUCGCUGCUGGCUGCACUGUUCCUUGCAAGCUCGGCUAUCGCUACGCCGCUGCCCGAGGUGCCCGAGCGCUUCCCGCAUGCCAUUCUCGCUCGCGCACCCGUACCGCCACAGGAGGACCCCUUCUACGCCAAGCCGAGCGACGACCAAUUUGCACGGCGGCCUGCAGGCGCCAUCAUCCGGCAGCGCAGCGCCACGCCGGGCCAGUUCACGAUCCUGCCCCAGAACCUCGCAAGCGCCGAGCAGGUGAUCUACAAGACCAUUGACCUGCAGGGCAACCCCGAGGUCAACGCCCUCACGGUGUUCAUGCCAAAGAAGACGGACCUGAACGCCGACGGCCUGCCAAAGACGCUGGUCUACCAGGUGGCGGAGGACUCACCAAACUCCAACUGCGCUCCGAGCAUUCAGCUGCAGAAGGGCGGCAGCGGCAAUCUGGUCAUUCAGCUCGAGUCGAUCUUUAUCAAUGCUGCGUUGGCAAAGAACUGGAUCGUCGUUGUUCCGGACUACCAGGGCCCACGCUCAGGCUUCACAGCGGGCAAGCUCGCAGGCACAGGCGUGCUCGACGCUGCUCGCGCCACUCUGCGCGUCAGCAGUAUCGUUGAGCCCUCGCGUGCUGGACGUCUGCCGCUGGCCCUCAUGGGCUACUCGGGUGGCGCACUGGCCUCCGGCUGGGCGCUGCAGCAGCAGAAGGAGUACGCGCCCGAGCUUUCCUCUAACCUCGUCGCGGCGGCGCUCGGAGGCCUGCCUGUCAAUGUCGAGGACAUCCUGCUCAAGCUCAAUGGCGGACCCAUGGCUGGGCUCGUCGUGUCCGGCCUCGCAGGACAGUACAAUGUGCGCCCCGAGCUGCAGGAGUUCUUCACGGACCACCUCAACGCCGACGGCUUCUCGCGACUGCGCGAGGCCAACGGCACCUGCCUGCCGCAGAUCAUCCUCGCCAACGGCGGCGUCGACUUUGUCUCCAAGUUAGACAUGACGCAGGAGGAGCUGCUGCGCGAGCCCGUCGUGCGCAAGACGCUGGACGAGUCCUUCCUCGGCGUCGGCGCCGGCGUGCUUCCCAUUCCCGUAUACGCCUAUCACGCGACCAACGACGACGUGGUUGGCACGGAGUUCGCGGACAAGUACUACGCCGACCAGAUCAGCCGCGGCGCCACGAUUACCUACGACCGCGAAAUCGUCUCGGAGCACCUGCUUGCCUUCGUCACAGGCUUCGGCAGCGCGAUCCAGUACCUCGAGGCACGCUUCGCCGGCGUUGCGGCGCCGCCGAGCUCGACGCAGACGCGCCUGCUCAAUCUGCUCCAACCCACGGCGAUCGCACAGCUCGGCCCCACUGUGCUGGCCCAGAUCCAGGCCCUGCUCGGCAUUCCGAGCGGCUCGCUCUUCUCGUCCAACGCAUGAGCCUGACGACCCUCGACGACACGACUCCGGCCCACCGGACGCUGCGCG